CUUUGGACUCACGAAGAAGAGCUGAGAGAUACAGCGGAGGCUCUUUAGAGACAGAGACAAAGCUACUCCACUACAAAGUAAAUCAGAUAUUUUGGCUCUCUCUUGGGGGCUUAUUUGGUGUGCCACCCAAGCAAGGAAACUAUGGAGCAUUACAGAGAUCAGGGAUGUGAUGGCACUGAGCUGCUCGACUGGCUGUUUGAUCAAAAUGAUAGCACUGAGAAGCUUGAAUGGCUGUUUGAUCAAAACGAUGGCAAACUUCGUCAUGAGGAAAGAGAACACCAUGGCAACCAUCACACCUGGCCAAUACAGGAUCUAAAUAUGCUACGGCCGGCCGAACAGGCAGACAAUGACUUCCUCAAUGCCCUCCUGACUGGAAGUGAUUCUGUGUCAGGCUCACCUCUCUGGUCCCCUUCUCCCAGUGACAGUGGAAUCAGCGAGGACCCUCCGUCAGACCAAAUGGACAGCCCUCAGCGUCCCGAGAGCCCCCCUGGUGAUGCUCAGUAUUUCACUCCGAGGCCACAAUCUAAGGCAUCCCUAGAAGCCAAUGUCUCCACUGACUUCAAUGGCUUUGGGAUGCCUGCAUUCCCAAAGGGCAAGACAAGGAUUGCACAAUAUCCCUCUGAAGUACAUAGGCCCCAGCUGUCCUCUGGCUUCCAGCUAACUGUCAAGGAUCUGCUACUGUCUGGCACACCAGAACUUCCCCCGCACCCCUCCCAACAGUCCAUCCAGGAGCUGAUUCUUAAUGAAGAUGAAAAGAAGCUUUUAGCAAAGGAGGGGGUGACUCUACCCAGCCAACUACCUCUUACAAAGUAUGAAGAAAGGAUUCUGAAGAAAAUACGCAGAAAGAUACGCAAUAAGCAGUCUGCCCAGGAGAGCAGGAAGAAGAAGAAGGAGUAUAUUGAUGGACUGGAGAACAGGAUGGCUGCCUGCAAUGCUCACAACCAAGAACUGCAGAGAAAAGUCUCCCAGCUGGAGAGAUGCAACAUGUCACUAAUGGAACAGUUGCGCAGGCUACAGGCUCUGGUCAUGAAUACAUCUAACAAGCCAGCCCAGACUGGGACCUGUGUGCUGGUGCUCUUGCUGUCCUUCUCCCUAAUCCUGUUCCCCAGCCUCAAGCCGUUCUCGGACACCAAGGUCAGCCAAGGAGACUUCAGUCCAGUCAGAAUCCAGUCACGGUCCCUGCAGAACCUUCAGGCUUCCCGUGUGCUGCACUUCAGUGACCCACCUUUCCCCGCUGAGGAUGAAUCAGAGCAUCUGCACCGGCAUUUCCCAGGAGAGCGGGAAUUGGACGAUAUUAACGCACUGAUGGGAAAGCUGGGAGUGAACCAAGACCAGUCCGGUUUGGAGUCCGUGUCUCUGAACAGCAGUCAGGAAGAACAAAUGGGUCAUUUUCACAUAGACCCAAUUACUGGUCACAUAGCCACUUUGACCUUGGAUCCCCACCGAUCUGCCAGGCUGCGACCACAUGCUGAUGACAUGUAAAAAGAAUGAAUAAAUUAUGCCCUCAUGAAUUCCCCAACCCGUCCUCCUAAUGGUAGAGCAGGGAAAUAUCUGGGGAUGCUGUUUACACAGACAGGGAAAUUAAGUUUUAAUCAUUCCUGUUUUGUCUUUAAUAUACACUUAGUAUAUCUGUGUGCCUUUUCCUUAUUUGUGAUACUGUUUUAUACAUCAUUAGAUGAAUUUGAAUCUUAAGCUGAAAUUGCUUGUCAAGUUAAAUUUGCAUGUUUGAAUCCUGGCUUUGAUAAAAUGCCUGUGUAAAUUAGUAUGUUUCAGACUGGGUAAAUGGAGCUGUGAUGAUGUGUACAGUUUUGAUCCAAAUGGAUAAUUUGUAAAAUGUUCAAGGAUUUUGAAAGCAUGGUUUCACUGAGGAAUUGAUUGGAUGUUGUCAAGGCUCAUUCAUGGGUAAAAAUGCCUCAAAUAAAAGAUGCCAAAGGGA
Scatophagus argus is the source of this 1936-nucleotide messenger RNA. It is a transcript of the gene creb3l3a, whose product is annotated as cAMP responsive element binding protein 3-like 3a. Gene Ontology annotation, biological process: regulation of transcription by RNA polymerase II. The transcript is spliced from 10 exons. Gene Ontology annotation, molecular function: DNA-binding transcription factor activity, RNA polymerase II-specific; RNA polymerase II cis-regulatory region sequence-specific DNA binding. NCBI's taxonomy places the organism in Eukaryota, Metazoa, Chordata, Actinopteri, Scatophagidae. The record is from RefSeq and is a predicted model, not a curated record. Gene Ontology annotation, cellular component: nucleus. Bases 142 to 1482 code for a protein of 446 amino acids.